Molecule: messenger RNA, 1013 nt
Organism: Actinia tenebrosa (Australian red waratah sea anemone)
Lineage: Eukaryota; Metazoa; Cnidaria; Anthozoa; Actiniaria; Actiniidae
Product: coiled-coil domain-containing protein 25
Source: RefSeq, a predicted model, not a curated record
ACCAAAAUCAAAAAAAUCACGUUUCGAAUGUAUGGAAAAAGAUUUCUCGAGAAUUUGGUUUUAAAAUCAUGGUUUUCUACUUUACUAGCAAUGCCUCCCCACCAGAGACAUACACCAUCUACAUGGGGUUAGAUAAAUUUGAAAAUGAAGAUCUCAUCAAAUGGGGUUUCCCUGAAGAUAUUUGGUUUCAUGUUGACAAACUGUCGUCAGCUCAUGUAUAUCUACGACUGCCCAAGGGAAAGAACAUAGAAGCUAUUCCACAAGAUGUAUUGAUAGAUUGUGCACAAUUAGUAAAAGCAAACAGCAUUCAAGGUAACAAAAUGAAUAAUAUAACAGUAGUCUACACCCCAUGGUCAAACCUUAAGAAGACGGCAGACAUGGAUAUUGGACAAAUUGGUUUCCAUAGUGAUAAAGCUGUAAAAACAGUGAAAGUUGAAAAAAGAAGGAAUGAAAUAAUAAAUCGACUCAACAAAACAAAAAAAGAAUUGUUUCCAGACUUCAGAGAAGAAAGAGAAGAAAGGGACAGACAAGACCGGGAAGAAGCUAAAAAACAUAUGCGUGAACAGAAAAAUAGAGAGAAGGAAGAAGAGAAAAGAAGGAAAGAAGAAGCAGCUUUAAGGGAUUACUCUACACUUUUAACUGAAGAUAAAAUGCGUUCAAAUCGAGAAUGUAUUUCAGAUGAAGAUGACUUCAUGUAAGUGGAGCAUGGUCAGGUCAGUGUUGACCAAUAUCUAACCCUCUGCAGACAAUAAAAUUUCAUCAAACACUUCAGGCUCGCCAAAUAUAUAGCAAGAACACAUUUUACGAUAAUGUCAUGGCAACAAUUAAACCAAUUUAUUGGGGAAACUUUUGGAUGUUCAGUGGCAUUCAUGCAAGUUUAUUUUUAAUUCUAGUUAUAAAAAUAAUGUUUUCAGUCUUCUAUUAUCCAAAUAACUGCUAGGUGUUAUCGAUGAUGAAAAAGGGGAAACUAYAUUCAGGUUGAGCUUUUUAAAGAUAAAUAGAUUUAACCAGUA